CAGCUCAGGCUUUUAGUAUCGAGCAACAGCGGCAUCGAUAGGAAAACACACUUUCUUUACUUCCAGCCGGAUUUUGCCUUAUUGUUGUCGCCAUGCGUGCGUUUGGCGUUUCUUGUUGGCUAUGAGGGAAUUUCUACAUUUGUAGGUUUUUCUUACUUCUUCAUCCUGGGAUUCAUACUUCCCUUUUUUCUAGCUUUCCUUGGCGUUGCGCCUGAGAAACUAUUUCAAGGAAAACCUUUUUUUCCCCCCAUUUAAUCGGGCUUUAAGAGGAGGAUAAAGAUGUCGAAGAAGGUGGAGGAGGCGAACAAGCUCGCCGAAAGUACAUAUAAGAAUGUGAUGGAACAGUUCAACCCAGGGCUUAGGAACCUGGUGAACCUUGGAAAGAGCUAUGAGAAGUCUGUUAAUGCUAUGUCCAUGGCAGGAAAGUUGUAUUUUGAUGCACUGUCUAAGAUUGGAGAGAAUGCCGUUGGGUCUCCUGUCUCCAAAGAGUUGGGUGCAGUUCUGGUGGAAAUCUCUGAGGUGCAUAGGAGGGCUCAUCUUGAGAUGGAGGAAAAUUUUAAGAGGUUCCACAGGGAGGUAAUAACCGAGCUCGAGAGGAAGACUGAUAUGGACGUCAAAUACAUGACAGCCACAUUUAAGAGGUACCAGAUGGAGCACAAGAUGAAGCAGGAUUCUCUGGAGAGGUCCCAGGCAGACUUGAAAAAGCUGAGGAGGAAGAGCCAAGGCAAAAACGCCAACAAGUACGAACACAAGGAAAGCGAGAUCCUGGAAGUUCUGACAUCUCGACAGACAGAGAUGCAGUUGUUCCUCGCAGAUGGCUGCAAGGAGGCUCUACUGGAGGAGAAGAGACGCUUCUGUUUUCUUGUUGACAAACACUGCAUGCUAACCUAUCAGUUUGCCUCUUACCAUGACAAGGCCAGAGACAUACUGACAACCAAGCUAAGCAGCUGGCAGGACCAGUGCAACGACGCCACCAACAUGCCUGACAGCGUUCUGUCCAUGAUUGACGAACUGCGCAAGCCAGUCACUAUUACACCGAUGCCUUCCCCCACCCCGUCACGACACAGCAUGAUUGCUCCCCCUGCUCCACCUAUGAAAUAUAAAUCCAGCCCUCUGGCUCACAUGUUUGACCCCCAGGACAACGGCCCUAACAGUAUGACUGCUCCUACUCCUACCAAAGAAAGCAUAGACCGUGAAAAUGGUGAAGACAGUAAUCUUGCCAGGUCUGUGUCCGUCGCCACCGGCCUCAACAGCAUGGCGAGGAGGCCAAGGGUGCGGACCAUCUUCCCCCACAAUGCUGGCAACAACAGCACCCUGCUCAGCUUUGAUGAGGGGGACAUAAUCACCCUGCUCAUCCCUGACGAGAGGGAUGGCUGGAUGUACGGGGAAAUGGAAAAGAAUGGAAAGAGGGGCUGGUUCCCUUCGUCUUACUGCCGCGCUCUCACCGAGCAACUCGUGAAUAACAACAGUGAGACUGGCGGCCAUCACCGCAGCAGAAGUGUAGUCAACCUGCACCAUCAGGACUCAGAGACAGACGAAGCGACUAUGGUGCUACCACAGACGGACUACUUUGGCGUCAAGAGCAACGCGCUGUCGGCCGCAAGCGUCACUACAAAUAACCACCAGCACUCCCCAACACCCUCAGCAGCAUCCUCCUUCUCCUCUGAUCAGAACAUGGCUGCACAGUCCAACGGCACCUCGAGACCUCCGCCUGCUUUCCUCGCCGGAGGGAAUCCAUUUGCAACAGUCAGGCUAAGACCAACUGUGACUAAUGAUCGCUCUGCACCCGUCAUCUGAUUUCCAACAUUUCCAUCCAUCAUCAGGCUCCUCAACUAAUAGUUUGGCCUCUGCUCUCAUGAUCCAGCAGCUUUUUCUGGGUCAGGGCAGAGGAGAAAAAGGCCAUUUAAAUCUGCUACAAACUGAUAUAGUAAACUAAGUAUUUUGGGACCAUUUUAGUAACUAAAAGAUGUUCAUCUAUUUAUGAUAGAUAUAUAUUUUCUAUGUCUAUAUUUUAGUCGGUCUGUGUGUGGUGGUGAGAUUUAAACGACCACAUUCUCACUUGCACUUGAGACAUGGACGAAUUAAAAACUGGUCAAAGAGAAUCUUGCAUUGUAUUUAUGCUGUUGACGUUGCUUUGUCCGACUGUUAGAAAUCAUUCUGUGGUCCAAGGACAAUAAUGUGGAGGACUCCUACAUUUCACCUUUAGGUCCUAAUGUGUAGACUCGCUGUCGAAGGUCACAGAAAUGUUAUUAGGAGAAGGAUGAUGUAAAACAAGUUUGUCCUAAAAGGCACAAAGGGAUUUUCUUUGCUUUUUUUGUAUAGACAUUUAAUAGAUUCUUUUUUGUCCAUUGCCAUCUAAAUUAAGGGUUGUUUUUUUGUUUUUUUGUAAUGUGGACACUUGUGCCUUAAUGCUCCAUAUAUACUGUAAAGUAUAUUUACCUGUACUUUAUCCCAGCUGUGCAAUUCUGAUAUAACCAUCUCAGAUGGUGAAACCUUAUGUAUGCUUUUCCAUCACUCAUUACAUCCUUCUUAUAAUUUGCUA
Messenger RNA from Cyprinodon variegatus (sheepshead minnow), 2542 nucleotides. RefSeq names its product brain-specific angiogenesis inhibitor 1-associated protein 2-like protein 1 (gene baiap2l1b). The transcript has 14 exons. Gene Ontology annotation, cellular component: cytosol; nucleoplasm. Gene Ontology annotation, biological process: plasma membrane organization; positive regulation of actin filament polymerization; actin filament bundle assembly. Gene Ontology annotation, molecular function: protein binding. The record is from RefSeq and is a predicted model, not a curated record. The coding region runs from base 280 to 1797 and encodes 505 amino acids. Lineage: Eukaryota; Metazoa; Chordata; Actinopteri; Cyprinodontiformes; Cyprinodontidae.